Messenger RNA from Lachancea thermotolerans CBS 6340, 1395 nucleotides. RefSeq names its product Stn1p (gene STN1). The transcript has a single exon. Lineage: Eukaryota; Fungi; Ascomycota; Saccharomycetes; Saccharomycetales; Saccharomycetaceae. Gene Ontology annotation, cellular component: CST complex. The record is from RefSeq and is a predicted model, not a curated record. The coding region runs from base 1 to 1395 and encodes 464 amino acids. Gene Ontology annotation, biological process: telomere capping.
AUGGCGAAUUGGGACCACGUAGUAUACAGAAACAAAGAUGUAGACUAUUAUGUCCCCAGCUUGUUUCAUUUAAGCCCGACUUUUCAGACAACAGUGCCUUGCCUUGUCUGCGACUUGAGCUACCACUUUAAACGUUCAAAGAUCAUAACUCAGAAGUACUAUGCUGGUGAGCCAGACGCUUGGUUAUACGGAAACUACCCAAUCGGCUCUGUCGAAGUACUAGGCUGCGUAGCGGGCUGGAAAUGGAAGCUAAUAGGUGAAUGUGACAAUGCCAUGUUUAAACUUGACGACUCCACGCGGGAACCUCGAGGCCCGCCCACUUUGUUGAGUGUCAAGUGCUCUAAAGGCGUUGUUCUGCGGAGCGGGCUCCCCUUAGGGGACCUGAGCGGCUGGACGCUCAAGCUUGCCGGGCAAAUGAACAGGUUCGGAGAGCUGGACGUUCAGAGCGUAAGGAUUUGCAGCGAACUUCAAGAUGAGAUCGAGUUUUGGAAGAGGGCAAUGAAGUGGCGCAGAGAGCUGAGCGUCCCUUGGACGGUGGAGAAGGCCGUACUGGAUCGCGUCUGUGCGCCAGCGGGCAACGCCCCUCCGUCUAGCUACAACUUUAUCCAAUGGCUGGAGCAGCAGCACUACCAAAGGGAGAUGAAGAUCGCCGAUGACUAUUCCGAGGGGCCUCGCGAGAUUGUGCUUCCUUUCAAGCACGUCUCCCAAGACAUGGUGCUGGGCGACCAAGAGGCAGAGUCGGAGCCUCACACCGGGCGCCAUGAGCAAACACAGGCCCGAAGCCCGGAAAUGCACGAACGUUCUCGCGCGCCCGAGCUUGUGGAGACCAUCGACCAAGCCGCAGGUCCUCGCGCAAGUGUCCACGAUUACGUCCGCCACGUUCUGGACCACCUCCUCACGCAGAACCGUGUCGAGGUCUCCACUCUGAACACCUUCCGGAGCCCUGGCCCUUUACGAGUUCUUCGCCGCGUCGCCGCCCAGCGGGCGCGCCGCCAGGCGCGACCCGUGGAUGAAGUUGCCAGCUCGCUUUUUGCCGACGUUCUACAGCGGCUCGCGCGCGCAGGCCUCAUCAGCGUUUUCGCGCAAGGCCGUAUCCUGAACCUCAGGGUUCUCAAGAACUGCGACGAUUACGUGACCCAGCGCAUCGCCGCCCUCGUCGAACUGCGCUCCUACACAGGCAAGAUCGAUUUCCGUAGGGCCUGCGAUCUACUCGGACUUGCCCGCAGCGCACCUCUGGAAAGACUUCUCGUCGACCUACACAAGCGUGCGCUGCGGCGGCUGGCGGCCGCAAGCGACACGCCACUACAGAGCUGGUGGAUCGAGCUGGCAGGUCCCGCCGCGGCAUUUGUGCAUUUCGAGUACCACCACGAUCCGAGCUCUCUUGCGCCCGGAUGA